Molecule: messenger RNA, 3201 nt
Organism: Manihot esculenta (cassava)
Lineage: Eukaryota; Viridiplantae; Streptophyta; Magnoliopsida; Malpighiales; Euphorbiaceae
Product: serine/threonine-protein phosphatase 6 regulatory subunit 2
Exons: 19
Coding region: 268-2613 (781 amino acids)
Molecular function (GO): protein phosphatase binding; protein phosphatase regulator activity
Source: RefSeq, a predicted model, not a curated record
UUGGUUCCUCUCUUCUCUCUCUGUUCUUCCUCUGUGUCUGUAUCUGCCUCAAACCCUUCGAUUCGAUCCAAUCUGAGAAGCCUAUGUGAAUCUUUAUCGUAAUUUGGGGAAAUCUAGGGUUUUUGCUUCUGAGUUUUUUUUCAUUUUCUCGUGUUGUGUUGGUAAAUUGUUGAUUGGAGAUUGUUUUUAUGAUUGUUCGGGCGUUAGGGUUUGCGGAUCUGAGUAAGGUUACGUGUUAAGUGGGCGUUUUUUUUGGUAAAUUCAAAGAUGUUUUGGCGUAUGACAGGGCUAUCCACGGCGUCGCCGGUGGAGACAAUUUUGGACAAGGACAACUUUACACUCGAGGAGCUGCUUGAUGAGGAUGAAAUUAUUCAAGAAUGCAAAGCUCUAAAUGGACGUCUUAUCAAUUUCUUGCGAGAAAGGACUCAGGUUGAGCGAUUGAUUCGUUUUAUUGUGGAAGAAGCUCCUGAUGGUGCUGAGAAGAGGCGAUCGUUCAAGUUUUCUUUCAUUGCUUGUGAGAUAUUUACUUGUGAGGUUGAUAUUAUACUCAAAACACUAGUGGAGGAUGUGGAGUUAAUGAAUUUGUUGUUUUCCUUUUUGGAACCUAACCGCUCCCAUAGCACACUGUUGGCUGGGUACUUCAGCAAGGUUGUCAUAUGUCUAUUGUUGCGGAAGACAGUUUCUUUUAUGCAUUAUGUUAAGGUUCAUCAGCAAAUUCUUCAGCAGCUGGUUGACUUGAUUGGGAUUACAUCUAUUAUGGAGGUAUUAAUACGUCUGAUCAGUGCUGAUGAACCUAUGUAUAACAACUGUACAGAUGCAGUGCAGUGGAUGGAAGAUACGAAUGUGCUGGAGAUGAUUGUGGACAAGUUCAGCUCUUCUGAUUCCCCAGAGGUGCAUGCUAAUGCGGCUGAAACUCUCUGUACCAUAUCAAGAUUUGCUCCUCCUGGUCUUGCUGCUAAAAUCUCCAGCUCAAAUUUCAUUGGAAGGUUGUUUCAUCAUGCUUUAGAAGAAUCUCGCCCAAAAUCUGUCCUUGUUAAUUCGUUGUCUAUAUGCAUAUCGUUGCUAGACCCUAAAAGGCUAACCUUGGGGACAUAUCAAUCAUAUAACCGCCAACUUAAUCAUGAGUCUGCAGUAACUGCCAGUCCUGAGACAGUGGAAGGGAUGCUCGGGAGCUUAGGUGACCUUCUGAAGCUUUUGGAUAUUACAUCUACAGAAAUUGCCUUGUUGACUACAUAUGGGAAAUUGCAGCCGCCUCUGGGAAAGCAUCGUCUGAAGAUUGUAGAAUUCUUGUCAGUGCUGCUGACAGUUGGAAGUGAAGCUGCUGAGGAGGAACUGAUUCGUCUUGGAGCAUUCCAAAGGAUUUUAGACUUGUUUUUUGAGUAUCCGUACAAUAAUUUUUUGCAUCACCAUGUAGAGAACAUAAUAUUUUCAUGUUUGGAGAGCAAGAAUCCUAUUCUUAUUGGACAUGUUCUUCGGGAAUGUAAUCUUGUUGGAAAGAUACUCGAGGCAGAGAAGAAUUUCACAUUGGUUGCUGGCCCAGGCAAGCCAACAAUUCCUGCUGAUGGUAGACCACCACCGAGGAUAGGGAACAUUGGACAUUUGACACGUAUUUCCAACAAACUAGUUCAAUUGGGGAAUAACAAUGGUGAUAUUCUGGCAUGCUUGCAGGAAAAUGGUGAAUGGACUGAUUGGCAUGCAAAUGUCUUAACAAAGCGUAAUGUAGUUGAGAAUGUCUAUCAGUGGGCUUGCGGGAGACCAACUGCUCUACAAGACCGGAGAGAUAGUGAUGAUGAUGAUUAUCAGGAUAGAGACUAUGAUGUUGCAGCCCUAGCAAAUAAUUUAAGCCAGGCAUUUCGAUAUGGCAUGUAUAGCAAUGAUGACACUGAUGAGGUGCAUGGAUCACUUGAACGAGAUGAUGAGGAUGUCUACUUUGAUGAUGAAUCGGCUGAAGUAGUCAUUUCUUCUCUGCGUUUGGGAGAUGACCAGGAGAGUGGCUCCCUUUUUACAAAUUCCAACUGGUUUGCUUUUGAGGAUGACAGAGUUGCCAAUGAACGCUCUGCAGGAGCACUUGCUUCUUCUUCACCUAAUAAUGAAGAAACUGGUUGUGUUAAUGGUGCAGGCAAUGAUGAGACUAUGGUAGGAGAAGGUGACGACUUGGAUGCUACUGCAUCAUCUUCUCCUGUGCCUGAACCGAGUAUAGAUGAUGUAUCAGUGAACAAUUCAUCUAAAGAUGUAAAUGAAACUAGUGCAAAUGAUAAACCACCUGUAUGGGUUGAAUGGAGGGAGACACCAAAUUCCACUUCUUCUGAUUCCAACUUAUCUCUCAGGCCAAAUGGUGAGCUUCGAGUGGAUUCAGAGAUUCAGGGUGGUGAUGGUGGUCCUCAUGCUGCUAAACCUGUAUCUUCCUUGGAUACAUCGGUAGAUGACAGUAAUGCUGCUGGAAGACUGCCAAAUGCAACAAAUGAAAGCCCUACACCCAUUCUUCCUGAAUUAACAGAAGCAGGUAGUGAAAAUCCUAGUGUGGUCCAUGGUGAUUCUGAUGAUAAGACAACUGUAGAAACUGAAGUAACUGCUGUGGCCAGGAAAGAUGGACAAACAGCCAUGGUUAAUUAAGCAGAGAACUAAAUGUAAAUUCUUGAGAGUCUGUUUAUUACCUAACUGAUACACACUGCAGCAGCAACAUUUAUCAGGUGGGAAGAUGACUACUGAGAGCACUGUUGGUUGAUUAGGUGACUGUAUUUUAGAGCCUUCUGUGCAUCAUCGAUGGGCACUGUUGCUUAGCAAGGUUGAUUCUUUUUCUCACCUGCUGAUAUAGCUUGAGCUUGCUCUCUCUCUUCCGAAAGUGGUGAUGAAUAGGGUCUUGUUUUCCGCCUUUCCUAUCUGGUAAUCCAAUGCCUUUAUUAAUUAUUAGUUUCUAGCCUUCUACCUUCUAGCUUCGCCUUAGUAAUUGAUCUACAAACUGGAAUUGUCACCUGAUACUUGGACCCUUUUUUAGCACGAUUUAUAUCCAUAAAAUUUUUUCCUUUUCACAUGAAUGCCAAGGUGUUAAUCAUAGAAUCAUAUCCCAGAAUCCCUUUUAUGUUUCCCUGUUCACUUUUCAUCGUAAUGGAGAAGUUUGCAACAGUUUUACUCUCCAUAUUUAUGGUGGAAGAAUUUUCGGUCGAGGAAUUGUAUGAUUUUACCAUUUAUUUCUUUUUGCAA